This is a messenger RNA of Puccinia triticina, 621 nucleotides long. RefSeq lists its product as uncharacterized. The record is from RefSeq and is a predicted model, not a curated record. Bases 1 to 621 code for a protein of 206 amino acids. NCBI's taxonomy places the organism in Eukaryota, Fungi, Basidiomycota, Pucciniomycetes, Pucciniales, Pucciniaceae. The transcript has a single exon.
AUGGAACUCAAAGAUUGCAUCAGGAUUACGACAUCGGAUGAUCAGCCUGGGACGGCCGCAGGCUUGGCGACUAGCUCGGCCGCAGGCACGGCGGCUAGCUUGGCGAAUAGCCUGGCCACUGGCUUGGCAACUAGCUCGUCUCCUGUCUUAGCAACUCUCUCGGCCCCUUUCUUGGCGACUUGCUCGGCCCCCUUGGCGACUAGCUCAACCAGAGCCCUCCGAAAUGACGGAGGAGACCAAUGGUACUCGGAAUUGGCGGGAAGCCAAGUAAUGCUUAUUGAAGAAUUACAUGGCCGAGUAGGUUCAGCUUUGGCUACGGCAAGAUCUGGAAAUUUCUCUGAUGACGCCCGGGCCUCAAUAUCAGCCAUGUAUCAGGCCAAACUGACCAGCCUUUGUUUAAAGCAAAUCGCAUUAGUCAAGGAAGUCGUCGAAGAUUUAGGAACCAGGAUCUUUUUAGAAGAUGCCCCCUUCUGGUCCGCAAUACUAGACUGCCUGAGCCAAAGACCGGAAUUUCAGCAAAUUGACAGCGCACUGGCUCACAUCCAACUCAUGGUCCUGUUGCUGAAGAAAAUGGGAAUCCUCACCAAGACAGGAGACCCUGUGCUUUUGAAUGUGCAGUGA